AAGCGCGGGUUCCUGGCUCUCCGCGCGCACUGCUUUAAUCAGACCGGUGCAGCCUCGAGCUGGAGUGGCCAGCUGGGCCUGGAGCAAUGCGAGCGGGCCCCAGGGAACGGCGGCGGCGGCGCGGCGGCCGAAGGAGCCCCGGCCGGGAAGUGUGGACGCGUUUCUCCCGAGGCCCGGCCGCCUCGCCCGCUCUAGUCCAGCGGAGCCGGAGCGCCUCGGACCAAUCCCCGGUGAUUAUGCAAGACAGCGGACCAAUCAGCUCCGUCAGCUCAUGAAUAUUUAUGACCUUGGCUGAGUCAAAGCUUUGAAGCGAGUUUGGGGAGCUCGGCAGCAUCAUGCUUAGACUUUUCAAAGAGACAAACUCCAUUUUCUUAUGAAUGGAAAGUGAAAACCCCUGUUCCGCUUAAAUUGGGUUCCUUCCUGUCCUGAGAAACACAGAGACCCCCAAAAGGGAAGCAGAGGAGAGAGAGAGACCCACACCCAGACCCCGCGAGAAGAGAUGACCAUGACCACCAUGCCAGAAAGUCUCAACAGCCCCGUGUCGGGCAAGGCGGUGUUUAUGGAGUUUGGGCCACCCAACCAGCAAAUGUCUCCUUCUCCCAUGUCCCACGGGCACUACUCCAUGCACUGUUUACAUUCGGCGGGCCAUUCGCAGCCCGACGGCGCUUACAGCUCGGCCUCGUCUUUCUCCCGACCGCUGGGCUACCCCUACGUCAACUCGGUCAGCAGCCACGCGUCCAGCCCCUACAUCAGUUCGGUGCAGUCCUACCCGGGCAGCGCCAGCCUCGCCCAGAGCCGCCUGGAGGACCCAGGGGCUGACUCCGAGAAGAGCACGGUGGUGGAAGGCGGUGAAGUGCGCUUCAAUGGCAAGGGGAAAAAGAUCCGCAAACCCAGGACGAUUUAUUCCAGUUUGCAGUUGCAGGCUUUGAACCGGAGGUUCCAGCAAACUCAGUACCUAGCUCUGCCCGAGAGGGCGGAGCUCGCGGCCUCCUUGGGACUCACGCAGACGCAGGUCAAGAUCUGGUUCCAGAACAAGCGUUCCAAGUUCAAGAAACUGAUGAAGCAGGGCGGGGCGGCUCUGGAGGGUAGCGCACUGGCCAACGGCCGGGCGCUGUCUGCCGCCUCCCCGCCAGUGCCGCCCGGCUGGAACCCCAACACCUCAUCCGGGAAGGGCUCGGGCGGCAGCGCGGGCUCCUACAUCCCCAGCUACACGUCGUGGUACCCCUCGGCGCACCAAGAAGCUAUGCAGCAACCCCAACUCAUGUGAGGUUGCCCGCCCGCACCCUCCCGCCUCUUUCCCGUCUCCCCCGGCCCGGGCCCCUCCCGCCUCCCGGUCCAUCCACCCUGUCCGCAAGCCCUGGACCCGGAGAAGGACCCGGGGGGAAAGAAGAAGGAACAGCGAAGGCAGGACGCCCGCCAACUCCUUGGAGUCCCGCGCGGUCUGGACCGGCGACUUCCCGGCGCCCGCGCGCUCGCCCUCGCCCCGGCCUGGGCCGCGCGGCGACAGCAGACAGCGGCCUCGGAGCGCGGGCACAACUGCCCGAGACAGCCAGAGCAGCAAGACGAGCCAGCUGGACCCGACCUGCCGACCCUCAGCUGUGUGGGACUAUCAGGAAAAACAAGAACAAUGUAGAAAAAGCAAAAGCUCUUUUCUGUUCUGUCCGUCUCUUGUCUCCUUUCGCUGUGUAUCUGUGCGCUGACGAAGUCGAGGUCCUCGUCCGUCCACUGUCCUCAGUCUGCGGCCUCUGAAAAAAGUCACCAGGUCGGAAGAGGCUCCGGCCGCCGGGCCCCAGCUCCGCAUGCUGGGACGUUUUGCCCUUUCGGACCUUCUCCUGGGCCUGCCUCACCAUCUGUGUAGUUCGUUCGGGAACUGGGGGGAAACUGGAGGGAGGGGUACUUAUUUAUUGAGAAACGGACUUCGCCUGAGGGUGAAUGUUGGCCAAUUCGCAGUUCUGUGGGGCGCAAGGAGCGCACGGUCCGAAAGCGCCGAUUACUUUAAACGCACCCGGAAAAACGAAUAAGGAGGACCUGGUGAUUUUUAACUUCUACAGGAACUUUUGUACUUCGCUGGUAUGGAGAGGUUGGAACCUAAUGCUUUGCAUUUUUACAUGUUCCGUAUUAUUUUUAAAAGAAAAAAAAAAGAGAAAUGAAGCAACACAAUUUUCUCAUCUCGGGAAAAACACUUUGGUCGCUUAGCCUGGACAAGAAGGAAAAUCCUAAUUCCCUCCUUGGGAAGCAAGGGAGAGGACCGAUGGACAGUGAGGAAAAGACAGGCAGGCAGAAAGGAGUGCCCUAGAGCCAGUGAGCUUUAAAGUAAGACAAAAGCAGCACUAAUCCCCAGAGGCUCAACCACAGAAUAAUGCCAGGCAGCACCCUGGACGCCUAGUCUCCAGUGCAGGAUCUAAUCGCUGUACAUAUUAUUAUUGUUGUUAAUUAUUAUUGUUAUUAUUAUUGUUCCGUAAACAUGUUGCACAAGCUUAGCUUUUUUCCGUUCUGUUGUGUGUGGCUGUAAAACCCGAUGCUUUGUGAAAUGAGAAUCUUGACAUUUUACUUGUGAAAUUUGGAAAAUGUGAUCAGUUGAAAUCAACCGUGUUUUGUGUUCUCUAUGUCAAAGUUUAGUUUUAUAUUGAGAAUGUUAACUUAUUGAUUUGUAUCUUGAAAAAAAAGAACUUUGUAAAUAAGUUAUAAAGUUUCUCUGAGACAGUAAAAUUAUGGUUUCGAGAAAGAA
Molecule: messenger RNA, 2728 nt
Organism: Felis catus (domestic cat)
Lineage: Eukaryota; Metazoa; Chordata; Mammalia; Carnivora; Felidae
Gene: DLX1
Product: distal-less homeobox 1
Exons: 4
Coding region: 500-1267 (255 amino acids)
Biological process (GO): cell differentiation; embryo development; negative regulation of transcription by RNA polymerase II
Molecular function (GO): DNA-binding transcription factor activity, RNA polymerase II-specific; RNA polymerase II cis-regulatory region sequence-specific DNA binding
Source: RefSeq, a predicted model, not a curated record